CCACCUCCGACAUGCUCGUCGCGUGGCUCAUCGUGCUCGUGCUCGGAGCCGUAGCGGCCGAGCGCGGCGCGGUCAGCGGCGGUGCGCCGCGUCGCGCCAAGCGGUCCAAGCAGUCGCCGUUCGUGACGGCCGUCGCGGUUACCGAGGUCGGGCUGUCGCUCGGCGACUACUCGUAUGAGGACGCCGAGCCGCUGGCGGCCGACGCGGUGGAGGUGGAGAUGCACGCGUGCGCGCUGACCGCCGGCGAUGUGCAGCAGCUUCGCGGCGCGUGGGGAACCUGCAUGCUUCCCUUGGUGCCGAGCCGCGAAGCGGUGGGCGUCGUUGUCCGCGCCGGCAAGUCGGUCAAGGCGGUGGCGCCGGGCGACCGCGUCGGCGUGCUCCUCGGCACCGGUAUGGACUUUGAGGACGUCGACAACGGCGCCGACCGCAACAGGCUCGACUUCGCCACGACCGGCGCCGCCGCGCACCGCAUACGCCUCCCUGCGCGCUGGGCGGUGCCACUGCCGCCAGGGGUGCCGACGCUGCACGCGGCGGGCGGGCUGGCAACCGGAGGCGCGCUGUGGGGCCAGCUGAAGCGGGCGCGGCUGGGCCGCGGCGCCAAGGUUGGCGUGGUGGGCGGCGGCACCGCCGGCGGCCUGGCGAAGCAGCUCGCCGCCGCGCUCGGCCACGAGGUCCACUCGGUUGUGGCGGAGCGGAGCGGCGGCGGCGGCGGCGGCGAGGGCGAGGGCGGCGGCGAGGGCGGCGGCGAGGCGGAGGAGGCGCUGUGCGCGUCGGACGCGGACGACCUGCGGCUGCACUCGGGCUCGUUCGACGCGCUGCUCUGCGCGGCCGCCGAUGGCGACCUCUGCCUCACCCCGAUGCUGCCGCUGCUCAAGCGAGGCGGCUCGGUGCUGCUCGCGGCGGCGACGGCGCCGAGCCUGAGCGUCUCUCCGCGGCUAAUGGCGGAGCGGCAGCUGACGGUGGUGGGGGGAGGGAUGCCGAGCCGGGCAGACCUCGUCGCCUUCCUCGCCGCCUGCGAGGCGAAUCGCAUCAAGCUCUCCCAGACCGCGCUCGAGUUCUCAGCAGAGUCUGGCAGCGCGGCGCUGCAGGCACUGGCACAGAGGCCGGCCGAGCAGGUGCUGCUGCAGCGGUCGGCGCUGCGCUCAAAGUGGCAGCGCGCCAACCGCGGGCGCGCCGCCAAGUCGCGCUCCGCCGUCCGCGCGCCCGACCUCGGCGCCGCGAGCGGCCUGGCUGCGGACGAGGCGAAGCGCUCGGCGUCGGCGGUGCGCGAGGGCAUCUCCGCGGGCGUGGCUGGGCUGGUGGAGCAGGAGGACGAGGACGACGACGACGAGGAGGACGAGGACGAGGACGAGGAGGACGACGAGGAGGACGAGGACGAGGAGGAGGAGGAGGAGGAGGAGGACGACGACGACGACGACGACGAGGACUGA
Emiliania huxleyi CCMP1516 is the source of this 1430-nucleotide messenger RNA. RefSeq lists its product as hypothetical. Gene Ontology annotation, molecular function: oxidoreductase activity, acting on the CH-OH group of donors, NAD or NADP as acceptor. The record is from RefSeq and is a predicted model, not a curated record. NCBI's taxonomy places the organism in Eukaryota, Haptophyta, Isochrysidales, Noelaerhabdaceae. Bases 12 to 1430 code for a protein of 472 amino acids. The transcript is spliced from 4 exons.